Fonsecaea erecta is the source of this 408-nucleotide messenger RNA. RefSeq lists its product as hypothetical. The transcript is spliced from 2 exons. Lineage: Eukaryota; Fungi; Ascomycota; Eurotiomycetes; Chaetothyriales; Herpotrichiellaceae. Gene Ontology annotation, molecular function: methylated-DNA-[protein]-cysteine S-methyltransferase activity. Bases 1 to 408 code for a protein of 135 amino acids. The record is from RefSeq and is a predicted model, not a curated record. Gene Ontology annotation, biological process: DNA repair.
AUGGCCAUCACCGAAUUCCAAGAGAGAGUCUACACCCACCUCGUCCUUAUUCCCCCGGGUCGUGUAACCACAUACGCUGCCCUCGCCCGCUCGCUGAACUCGAGCCCCCGCGCCGUCGGCGGAGCUCUUCGAAACAACCCUUACGCCCCGGAAGUCCCCUGUCAUCGCGUGAUUGCAAGCGACGGCUACGUGGGCGGAUUCAAGGGUGAUUGGGAAAAGGCACCCUCUGGAGUCAACCAGACCAUGAAACUGAAGUUGCUGAAGGACGAGGGCGUCGAGUUUACCGACGAGGGCAAGCUGAUCGCCAAGGGCGGCGGCAACAUAUGGUAUGAUGGCCCCUGGGACACCCAAAAGGGCAAGGCGACGUUGCAGAUAACCAUUGCGCAAAAGAACCGGGUACAAGUAUGA